GAGCCAUGGCGGCCGUGCGGGGCCUGCGGAUCUCGGUGAAGGCGGAGGCGAGCACGACCACGGCGGAGCCGCGCGGCGCCGAGCCCGAGCCCAUGGAGGUGGAAGAGGGAGAGCUGGAGACCAUCCCUGUGAGGCGCUCGCUGCGGGAGCUCAUCCCGGACACCAGUAGGAGAUAUGAAAACAAAGCUGGAAGUUUCAUCACUGGCAUAGAUGUAACCUCCAAGGAAGCAAUUGAGAAGAAGGAGCAAAGAGCCAAACGUUUCCAUUUUCGGGCUGAGGUGAAUCUGGCCCAGAGGAACGUGGCCCUGGACCGGGACGUGAUGAAGAAAGCAAUUCCUAAAGUAAGACUGGACACCAUUUACAUUUGUGGAGUGGAUGAGAUGAGCACCCAGGACAUCUUUGCCUAUUUCAAAGAGUAUCCUCCUGCUCAUAUUGAGUGGCUGGAUGACACCUCAUGUAAUGUGGUCUGGCUUGAUGAAGUGACAGCAACACGGGCUCUGAUAAAUAUGAGUUCCCUGCCUGAUCAGGAGAAAUCAAAGAGCAGAGAAAACAACAAGGAGAAGACAGCUGAAAAAACCAAGAAAGAAAAACAGGAGGAAAGCUCUGAUGAUGAGACAGAAGAAGGAGAGGUUGAGGAUGACAAUCCCAGUGAUGUGGAGUUGGAUGCCCUCUCCCAGGUAGAAGAGGAUUCCCUCCUGCGCAAUGACCUUCGCCCUGCCAAUAAACUGGCUAAAGGAAACAAGCUGUUCAUGAGAUUUGCUACUAAAGAUGACAAAAAGGAGCUGGGAGCUGCAAGGAGAAGCCAGUAUUACAUGAAAUAUGGCAAUCCAAAUUAUGGAGGCAUGAAAGGAAUUCUUAGCAAUUCUUGGAAGAGGAGGUACCAUUCCAGGAGGAUCCACCGGGAUGUGAUCAAGAAGAGGACUCUGAUUGGGGACGAUGUGGGCCUGACUCCCCCCUACAAACAUCGGCACUCAGGCUUGGUGAACGUUCCUGAGGAGCCCAUAGAGGAGGAAGAGGAGGAGGAGGAGGAGCAGGACAUGGAUGAGGAUGACAGGGUGGUGGUGGAGUACCGGGAUGAGCUGCAGGCCUUCCGGCAGGCGCGGGAGCGCGGCGCCGCCCGCAGAUCCAGCGCCUCCGACUCGGACGAGAUGGAUUAUGACCUGGAGCUGAAAAUGAUCUCCACCCCCUCGCCCAAAAAAAGCAUGAAGAUGACCAUGUAUGCAGAUGAGGUGGAGUCACAGCUGAAAAAUAUCAGGAAUUCCAUGCGAGCAGAUAGCAUAGCCACCAGCAACAUCAAAAACAGGAUUGGCAGCAAAGGAUCCUUGGAGAAAGUUGCAGAUGUGAGGCUGCUGUUGGAAGAGAAACGUCAGAAUAACUCUGGGCCACGGCUGCCAAACAGCACUGUCAAAUCAGAUGUGAGGCAGAGACUGGGAAAAAGGCCACACUCUCCAGAAAUCAAAGCUCCAAGCAGUGCCUGUGCUCCUCGUCGAGAACCAAUCUCAGAUGUGCACAGCAGGCUGGGAAUCCCCAAACAAGAUGUGAAAGGCCUCUACUCUGACACCAGAGAGAAGAAAUCAGGUAAUUUAUGGACCAGAUUGGGGUCUGCUCCGAAGACGCAGGAAAAGACUCCAGAGAAAGCUGAAAACUCUGUGGCAUCUCCAGAGGAGGAUGACUCUGAGCUGCAGAGGGUUUGGGGUGCUCUCAUCAAGGAAAAAGAACAGUCCAGGCAAAAAAAGAGUCGCUUGGAUCAUUUACCCUCCCUACAAAUCGAGAUCAGCCGGGAAAGCAGCUCUGGCUCAGACUCUGAAUCAUGACUGGGUUCACAGCCUGACCCUGCAGGUGCUGCCUCUGCAGCCUGGCAGGAUCCCCCUUGCCCAGGAGCUGGACACUGGCAAAGACUCUGCAGUGAAGGUUCCAGAAGUGUUUUUGAUCCUUUUCUACAACGAGAGAGGCAUAAACCACUUGAAACCUAAAGCAAAGACAUUUGUCUGGAGUCUGUGGCUGGCCCUGUGCUCUGCAGGGCAUUGUCAUCUCUGGUUGUGACAGCAAACCUGUAGUGAAUUGUAGCAAAACAUUUUCUUCCCCAAGCUUUGAACUUAAAAGAUGAGGCAGAAAUGCUCUGUGUUUUUAAGGAGAACUUUUCUGUUCUUGAUGUUUUCAUCAUGGAGGCUUUUAACAAAAUGUUUUACACACCUCAUCCAAAGAACAGGGCAUUUAUUUCAUGAUCCUGAUCAUUGCCUUGCCCUUCUGGCUCUUUCCAGCACCUUUCCUUUCCUCCUGAAGUAAUAACAAUAAAGCUUCCUGGGUGGGCAGCCAGCAAGGAUAAAGCAUGAAGGGAUUGAUUAUCACACUGAAUGUAAAUCCAAGUUACACAUUUUAUCACAGUUAAAUCCCCUGUAGGUAUCCCAGUGGCACCACCAGAAUCCAAGGAAUCCUGCUCACUCAUUUUGGUGAUGCCACAUUCUGCUGUAGCAGGGAUUGAGAUGUUCAGGACUGCAAAGUUGGACGUUUGACAAUUGUGUAAACCCCUGAGGGUUUGGGGGUGUUUUGUUUUUUGGUUUUUUUUUUGCUGUUGUUCCACGAGGAGAGAUUAUAUUCCUGUCAUUCCACCUGGAUUAUGUCCUGGAGCAAUCCAUCCAACAGCUGGAAAGCAUUUUUAUAUUUGUGAGAAUCUUCCCACUGGCCACAGUGAAAGCUCUAGUGGUGUUCUCCUCUGUGCUGUUCUAUCUAUGUAGAAGUGAAAGAGAAAAGGAAAACUUUAGGAUCACUGUCUCCUGUCAAUAUUUUGGAUGUUCUUCCUGUAUAUUACACGUGGAUGUGGACAUGGGUGACUUGUUCCAUUCAGCUUUUUUACCUGCACAUUUUCACCCCUCCCUGGGUAGGACAAGGGUUUGAUCAGUGUGCAGCUGCUGUUUUUUAUUUUUAUUUUCAUAUUGCCAGUAAUUCUGAUUGAGGAAUAAUGCAGCACAUCACAUUCAGGUAAACAACAGGUAGCAAAACCAUUUUAAUAGUCUGAAAUCUGUUUGCAUUGUCCCUGUUCCUUGAUUCUGUCAGUCCAAAAUAUCUGUGAACUUUUCUUCCCAUUUCUGCUUUUUAACAAGCAACUUUUUCACUUUUUAUUUUUUUGCCCCUCCUGUUUUUGUACUAAGUUGAAGUAGGUUGGAGAUUUCAGCAAGGAAUCUGCAAAAUGAACUUUUCUUGUGCUUUAUGAUGUGUGAGGAUAGCAGCAUGUCAAAUGAAAGGUCAAAUGACAGGCACAGUGACUGCAGGGGCAAUGUGGGGGCUGACCAGGCUUCAAGCCUUACUCUUUCCUUGUUUUGUGACACUCAUCCUUGAUUUUAUAUUUAAUUAUUGAAUAUAUAAAUGUCUCAUAAAAGUGCUGUUGAGAG
Molecule: messenger RNA, 3389 nt
Organism: Zonotrichia leucophrys gambelii
Lineage: Eukaryota; Metazoa; Chordata; Aves; Passeriformes; Passerellidae
Gene: NCBP3
Product: nuclear cap binding subunit 3
Exons: 13
Coding region: 6-1814 (602 amino acids)
Cellular component (GO): nucleus
Molecular function (GO): RNA 7-methylguanosine cap binding; mRNA binding
Source: RefSeq, a predicted model, not a curated record